ACGGUCAUGUAGUAAUGCUCUCUUCGCUCCGAAUCCAGCGUUACAGAUACCGUGUCCUGCACAUCGCACGGGAGAAACACUUAUCGAGAACAUGUAUCCGAGGCCUACAUGAUGACGUUUUGGACGAUUUAAAGGCCAGAGGGCUUGUAUCCCAGGUCAGCAGUUCAGAGACAAAGCUUCGAGAAACUCUAAGGCAACCUCAAGCUGUCUAUGUUGGUGUAGACCCUACAGCUGAAUAUCUACAUGUCGGACAUCUUCUCCCUUUACUCACUCUCUUCCACUUCUAUAUACGUGGCCAUAAAGUCGUUCCAUUGAUUGGCGGAGCAACAGGCCUAGUUGGAGACCCGUCUGGUCGAAAUACGGAGCGUCCAUUGUCCGAUGCUGCGAACGUUGAACGUAACGUCGAAAAGCUGCGAUCGGCUGUUACGAAGUUCUUCGACAGCGCUUCUAGCUACGCCAGAAAAUAUGUCUCGUUGCCAAACACAGCCCUGGAGACUCCACAUAUCAAAAGCAACAUAGAAUGGUUCAAGGGUAUGGGCUUAUUGGAAUUCCUGCGCGUUGUCGGGGUGCAUGCCCGCGUCAAUACGAUGCUCUCACGAGAGAGUGUCUCUGCGCGUCUGGCGUCGCAGCAGGGAAUAUCUUUCACAGAGUUUACCUAUCAGCUUUUACAAGCGUAUGAUUUCUACGUCUUGCACAAAGAUUCAGGCUGCACAAUUCAAAUCGGUGGUUCUGACCAAUGGGGAAACAUUGUUGCUGGCAUUGACUUGAUAAAUCGCAUUGAUCCGCACGUGGGCUCGGAUGGUGCUCACGAAGAUAAGGCGUUCGGGAUCACCACUCCGUUAUUGACAACUGCGUCCGGUGCGAAAUUCGGAAAGAGUGCCGGAAAUGCUGUUGCACUAGACCCAGAGGUAACCAGUGUCUUCGACUUCUACCAGUUCUUCCUCCGGACACCAGAUACCGAUGUUGGCCGAUACCUCAAACUCUUCACACUACUUCCUAUCGAUACCAUAGAAGACACCUUGCACGAGCACAAGGCAAGUCCAGAUGCGCGUCGCGCACAACAGCUGUUAGCCUCUGAAGUUACAGAGAUGGUACACGGAGCUGCCUCCGUACAAAAGGCUCAAGUGGUUACGAAGGUCUUGUACGAAAGUGAUCUCCAUGACCUGAAGGCUAAUGAAGUACUCGCGGCAUUGGAUGGUGAUCCGAGGCUUCGAUUCCUUCCUGAAGCGGAUUUGUUGUCGUUACCCGUCACCAAAUUGGCUUUUACAUACGGAUUAGCUGCCUCUAAUUCUGCUGCCCGACAACUCGUCGCAAUGAAGGGUUUGUAUGUCAACAACCGCCCUGUGACGGAACCCCGACAGACAAUUCAAAGGGAGGAUCUUUUGGAUAACAGACUAGUUAUACUGAGAUCAGGUAGCUCAAAGCAGGUGGUGCUUGCCAAUCAAUGACAACCGUCCAUUCUCCCUUUGUUCGUUCCCAAAUCCGGUUACGCGUCUCAUGAAGGCUACUUAGUUAUACUGUCAACAACUCCUAGAAACCUUGGAUGAUCUUCGCAGGCUCUAUUCACUUUAUACAUCAAUGACUUCUGCUUCCGCCUUUGAUGCUGUGAAUUUUGCUCUAUUUCCAGUUUCACUGACCCGAGUCAAUGACUGGGAGCUUUCGGGCAUGCCAAGCUUGCUGAAUACCCCCGUCAUUCCCCUCAACGACAUGCUUAUUCGGCGCAAUUCCACUGUCGAUAUUCCGGCUUCAAUAGCAUUGGAUAGUCAAUAUGUGCUUUAUGUACCAACCACUGCGUGGGAAAGCGUGUCCAAUUCUCCUUGUAGCAACGCUAGUAUCAGCACUUCGACUACGAAUCGUUUUACGAAGCAGAUCAAUGCUGAAGCGACGUUUUCAUUC
Molecule: messenger RNA, 1896 nt
Organism: Somion occarium
Lineage: Eukaryota; Fungi; Basidiomycota; Agaricomycetes; Polyporales; Cerrenaceae
Source: the annotation of a GenBank genome assembly